Molecule: messenger RNA, 1083 nt
Organism: Myotis lucifugus (little brown bat)
Lineage: Eukaryota; Metazoa; Chordata; Mammalia; Chiroptera; Vespertilionidae
Product: olfactory receptor 6C74
Exons: 1
Coding region: 83-1027 (314 amino acids)
Biological process (GO): G protein-coupled receptor signaling pathway
Cellular component (GO): membrane
Molecular function (GO): G protein-coupled receptor activity; olfactory receptor activity
Source: RefSeq, a predicted model, not a curated record
AUCUUAAGCAAAUAGUCAUCUCAUGCAGCCUUGUUCCCUUUAAUUUUUAUUUCUUCUUUUUCUUUUUUAAUAGAAAACAGCUAUGAGAAACCACACGACAGUGACAGCCUUUAUUCUUCUUGGACUGACUGAUGAUCCACAAUUACAGGUUGUCAUUUUUCUUCUCCUUCUUAUCACCUACAUGUUGAGUGUCACCGGGAACCUAACCAUCAUCACUCUCACCCUCCUGGAUCCACACCUAAAGACGCCCAUGUAUUUCUUCCUCCGAAAUUUCUCAUUUUUAGAAAUCUCCUUCACAACUGUAUGCAUCCCCAAAUUUCUUGUCAGUAUGGCAACAGGUGAUAAGUCCAUUUCUUACAAUAACUGUGCAGCACAGCUGUUUUUUACUAUUCUCUUGGGUGCAUCCGAGUUUUUUCUUCUGGCUGCUAUGUCCUAUGAUCGCUACGUGGCCAUCUGCAAACCCCUGCAUUACACCACCAUCAUGAGUGGCAGAGCCUGCACCUUGUUGGUCUUUGCUUCAUGGUUGGCCGGUUUCAUAAUAAUUUUUCCACCACUCCUUGUAGGUCUCCAGCUAGACUUCUGUGCAGCCAACACUGUAGAUCAUUUCUUCUGUGAUGUUUCUCCGAUAUUGCAGCUCUCUUGCACAAACACGGAUAUAAUAGAAUUAAUGAUGCUUCUCUCAGCCAUUUUAACGCUCGUGGUUACACUAGUGUUAGUGAUUCUCUCCUACACAAACAUCAUCAGGACUAUUCUGAAGAUACCUUCUCCUCAACAGAGGAAGAGAGCCUUUUCUACAUGCUCUUCUCACAUGGUAGUUGUGUCUAUUUCCUAUGGCAGUUGCAUCUUCAUGUAUGUGAAACCCUCGGCAAAGGAGAGAGUGUCUUUAAAUAAAGGGAUAGCUCUGCUCAGCACUUCUGUUGCCCCCAUGUUGAAUCCCUUCAUUUACACACUGAGAAACAAACAAGUGAAAGAUGCUUUUAAGCACAUGAUCAAAAAGAAUUUUUUUCAACGAAGUGAACCACUUUAGUGAUAUAACUGAGGUUAUGAAUAAAAAAAAGGAAGUGUGGGGUGUGUCACAGAUCU